AUGCUGAAAGUUCUAUCCUCUCUUGAUUGGCACGGUCUGGAUCCGCGAGGUCUCCGGUACCUCUACUACAUUGCGUCUCUCGGAAACAUUUUGGACCAGAACAACUCCCAGCAAUUUGCCCUCUGGUACGAUACCUACGAAGUGGGCAUCCAAGCCACAGCGAAGUAUGACUUCGUUGCGUACGCUCAGAUAGUGGCGGCGGCUAGCCGUAUCGGAAAACUGACCAAGAUGGCCAGCGUCAUGGAGGACGCAGUGUGGUACAGGUCAUUGGCAUUGAAAGGCUUGCAACAGGCCCUUGCAUGUUUCUCGAGGGAGAAUGCCGAUGGGGUACUGGCAGCGUCCAUUAGCUUGAUGUUCAACCAACAGACACCAGCCGAUCUGCGGAGAGUCAUGCAGGGCACACAAGCGGUGGUCGAGGCCAUGCGACCAUGGGCCGCAUCAUCUGGAGUGCGACUGCUGUACGAACGCAUCGAUCCUGACACACAAGACUCCCAAUCCCCCACCCUGGAGCAACAAGGCUCUUCUUAUUGCCCAAAGCCAACAAUAUCUGCUCCUCUGGUCACGGUACAGUCGGCCAAGGCAGCUGUCGAAUUUCUACUGGAACAAGGGUUGACCGCAAUGAACCGGUUGGUAACGUGCUUCAGAAACAAGAAAGAGCUUUGCACGACGGUGCGGGGCCUGGCAGACAUGCUGCGGAUGGCCCAAGCAAAACACUCGAACGGCCAAAAGUACGAUCCGUUCUGGCUCGUUCACCCGUUUUGUGGGAUGACCAGCCGAGAGGCCAUCUCCUUUAGCGACAUCAGUGGCUCGAAGCCCUUGAUCCUCGUCUUCUUGGCCCACCUGUACAGCGCAUUGGUGGUGGUAUCGAUGCUGUACCCGGAACUAGACACCGCCGGGUUCGUCACUAUUCGUUUGCACUCCUUGGAUGCCUUGACACGACAUUUCGAGCCGAUUGCCACGAUUGCGUGCGAGACCUGCGGCGAGGCCCACAGCUGCCAGGAGCUCCUGGCAUUUCCUUGGAAUAUCCUGCAGACAUACCGUAAAUGGCAAAUGGAUCGGCGGACCUUGGCUCCUGAGACGCGGCCUCCUGCACCUGAGGGGUGGAAAGAGAACUCACUCGACAUACCAGCCGAUGCGGAGGGAAAUCACACCAACCAAGAUAGCCGCGAAGGCUUCACGGUUGCCAAAGGUCUGCAGAAUGCCCGUAUACUGGAAUACGCGAACCCUGGAAAGCAUGCGCCGAGAGAAGCUCUGCACCGCAAUGUCACGGAAACAACUCUAAACCACUGGCCAGCAAAGUGA
Molecule: messenger RNA, 1302 nt
Organism: Fonsecaea multimorphosa CBS 102226
Lineage: Eukaryota; Fungi; Ascomycota; Eurotiomycetes; Chaetothyriales; Herpotrichiellaceae
Exons: 2
Coding region: 1-1302 (433 amino acids)
Source: RefSeq, a predicted model, not a curated record